Salvelinus fontinalis (brook trout) is the source of this 3911-nucleotide messenger RNA. RefSeq names its product netrin-G2-like. The coding region runs from base 1335 to 2939 and encodes 534 amino acids. The transcript has 8 exons. Lineage: Eukaryota; Metazoa; Chordata; Actinopteri; Salmoniformes; Salmonidae. The record is from RefSeq and is a predicted model, not a curated record.
ACAACUAUCGGACAGCUCGGACGCACAGUAUGAAUCGGUGACACAGAGAGCAGGAACGAUACAACAUAGGCUUAUAGCUCCACUUCUCCGCCGGUCCUUUCAGCAGCGCGUGCUGAUCGGCCUGUGGGACGGUUCAGUUUGGUGCAUGUCGGCCCACGCGAGAAAGCGUCGAGCGCGAAGUUGCGCCGCCCGCCCCGGAGGUUAGCAGAUAAAAGCCCUGAAAGUGAUUGGAAGUGACGGUGAAAAGGAUUUAGCCCAAGCAUUAAGAGAGAGGGAGAGGCGGGUUUGUGAGUACAUAAGAGAGAGAGAGAGAGAGAGAGAGAGAGAGAGGGACAGGGAGUAGACGAGAGAGAUUUUCCACCAAGCUUCUUUUUUUUUCUGCCCUUGAGCAUCCCGGGUAAACCCGAGCUUGUAAAGUGGGAGGAGAAGAAACGGGCACCAGCCCUUCCUCAAAGUCAAUAUCUUCACUUUUGAUUCUCCUUCACGCUGGAAACCACGCUCUUUUUUUUACCCAAACGCCCGUUUCCAGAUCCAGGACACCGUUCUACCCUGUGCAGCCUUCCGCGGUGUAAUAAAAAAGUUACCCGCUGGAGAAGACCAACAAGGGGACCAGACCAGAUCACAGGAGUGGAGUACAGUAGCCUACACGUCGACAGGAGCCCGAUGGUGUAGAUGGAGCCGUGCAAGGUUCACGGCAGAGAGGCGGUCGUAUAAAGGAACAGAGAAGCUCUCCCGGAUCAGAUGAAUGUUCUAAGACAGUCACUGAGGCAAGGCGCCGGGCGGCUGCAUCACGACCUGAUGGCUGUAUCCAAAGACAUAAUCAACCCUCCCUUAUCAUCCCUGGCGGGCAGCUCUCAUCUCUCCCAGCCGAAAAAGACCUCUGAAGUUCUGCUGAUUCUCCAACCAUCACCCCCCACCACUGCACACGCAGCACUGGCGCCACUAUGGUUGAAGUAGAUGGGAAGUUUCUCUGACUUUCAACGCCCCCUACUCAAUUUGUCACUUUUCCAAAUCCGACAUCAACACAAGUUAGUGUCAUUUCCUAAAGGAGCUGUGAUUAUUUGUAGGCCCACGUUUGUUGAACGGCUGUAAAUUGACUUAGCCACCUCGAACACUUUUAUUUCUCUUGGUGCAUUCGCAUUUUUUCCAUCAUCCCCAAAACGUCCCCUUAAGCUCAGGUGAGCGUGCAGACGCAUCUUGGUGACAACGAAGUUACUUACUGUGUCCGUAUGGUCCUCAGUCGAGUUCCAUGCUCUUCGCCCCAACUCUGACUACUGUGGCCGCCCUCGCCCUUUGCCGCCAGACCCUACUCGUCCUGGGACCACUCUCGUGCCAUGCUCCGCCAGGCCGCGUUGCUCCUCCUGCACUGCUUUGCCUCCUUGACGCUGGGCCAGUACGACCUGUGCAAGUCCCUGGUGAGCACGGACGAUGGCGCAGUGUGGGAGCAGUAUGCAUGCCAGCCCAAGGCCCAGUCCAUGAAGGACUACAUGCGGGUGAAGGUGGACCCGCCGGGCAUCACCUGCGGCAACCCGCCCGAGAGAUUCUGCACUCUGGAGAACCCGUACCUGUGCAGUGACGAGUGUGACGCCUCCAACCCGGACCUGGCCCACCCUCCUCAGCUGAUGCAGGACCGCGAGCACACCGGCCGCAUCACCUACUGGCAGACAGUCACAUGGGCCCGUUAUCCAGAACCCCUCUUGGCCAACAUCUCCCUAGCCUGGAACAAGAGCCUGGAGCUGACGGACGACAUCGCCAUUACCUUUGAGUAUGGCCGCCCCACAAUAAUGGUGCUGGACAAGUCCAUGGACCACGGCCGCACCUGGCAGCCCUACCAGUUCUACGCUGACGAUUGUCUCGAGUCCUUUAACAUGGCACCAAAGCGUGUCCCCGACCUAUCGCCUGCAAAUAUUACCCUUGUCAUCUGCACUGAGCAGUUCUCACGCUGGGUGGGAUCGAAGAAUGAUAAGAACGUAAAGUUCGAGGUGCGGGAGCGUUUCGCAGUGUUCGCCGGGCCGAGGUUGCUCAACAUGGACAGCUUGUACAGCCGUAUGGAGAGCAUGAAGGGCCUGAGGGAAUUCUUUACCUUCACUAACCUCAGGCUGAGGCUGCUCAGGCCGGCCCUGGGGGGGACCUACAUGCAGAGGGACAACCUGCUCAAGUACUUUUACGCUAUCUCCAACAUCGAGGUGCCCGCAAGGUGUAAGUGUAACCUGCAUUCGUCGCUGUGCCUGCUGCAAGAGGGGAACCUCCAGUGUCAGUGUGAACACAACACCACGGGACAGGACUGUCAGCGCUGCAAGAAGGGCUUCAAGGCCAAGUCCUGGAAAGCUGGCUCCUACCUGCCCACACCCAACGGAUCUCCCAACACCUGUGCAAUCGCCGGUGCCCCCACGGGCGGUGGUUCUAACUGUGAGUGCUACGGCCACUCUAACCGCUGCAGCUACAUAGACUACCUGAACAUCGUAACGUGUGUCAGCUGCAAGCACAAUACAAGAGGACAGAACUGCCAGCACUGCAGACUGGGCUACUUCAGAAAUAACUCAGCUGAACUGGAUGAUGAGGGUGUCUGCAUCGAGUGUAACUGUAACCAGGUGGGUUCUGUUCAUGACCGGUGUAAUGGGACAGGCUUCUGCCAGUGUAAAGAUGGCACUACGGGGCCCAAGUGUGACGACUGUUUCCCUGGGUACUACUGGAAACAAGGGUGUUACUCUAAUGUGUGUGACGAGGAGCUGCUCCUGUGCCAGAAUGGUGGGACGUGCUCCCAGAAUCAGAAGUGUAUCUGUCCUCCAGAGUUUAAGGGCGUGCUGUGCCAACAGUCCCGCUGCGAGGGGGGCAAGGCCUGCAACACCGCCUCCACCCUCCACCUCCUGGCCCCCCUCGUCCCCCAACUGCUCUGCGUCCUGCUGCCACACCUUUUGGCCACAUUAACUGCACACUGAGUCACCUGCUGCCUCCUCAAACACAGGGGGAACUGUUGUGUGUGUGCGCAACCCCAGAGAGGGAAGAGUGGGAAAGGCCUGCUAGCUGGCCAAGGACCCUAUAAGCACACACAAACCCACACACACAUCACAAGACUGUUACUGACUCGGGGAACCCCCCCUGCUGUGAGAGUAAAAUGAGACUUCUGAGGAAAAUCAAGACAACCAACCCACUGUCUCUCCCUUUAUACGAGAGACCUGGAGAAAUCUCAUACCAAAAAGCAUUAUUAUUACUAUUAAACGAGCAAAUGAGAACACUUUAAAUCAUUACUGUUCACUAUGAAGAAGAAGGGAGGGAGGAAAUGGCUGAUGUAACACAAUGACGUUUCCUUUGUUUCAUUGAUUUGAGUUAAUGCACCCCUCUUCUCUUGAGACCCUGCACUUACUGCUGCGGAAAGACAGACAGGGAUUGUUUGAGUAGACAUGGGCGGAGAGCUGGAGGGAGGGGGGAGGGCUAGGUCGUGAUUCGCUGCUGAGGACUACUUAGAAUAUUAACCAGGUCCCACGACUUCGACUCGAAAACCGACUUGUUUUUACCUUUUUCCUUUUUCUGCUGCAGUUUUUUAUUUCAGCAUCUUUUUCUGCCAUUCAUGUAUCUGAUGUGCCCACCGACAGACUGAGAUGAUACAUUUAAUUAUUACAAUAUCCAGAGGGUUAUCAAUAUUAAGAUUUUAGUCACUAUUACGGUCGUUAUAGGAAUGAGUGUUGCCACCGUUUAGCAAGAUUUAAUCUUCACACAGUAUUCAGGAAUAAAACAAUCUAACUUACCAACAGUCUAAAAAGAGAGAGAAAAGGGGAGAAAGUAUCAAUAUUAUAAGUCAUUAUUUGAAUAUGUUUUGUAGAGAUUCUUUUUGUUCAGAGUUAUAAUAAAUGAACUAUUCCAGAGGAGCAUUUUAUUACACUGUAAGCUUUACAGUAAAUGUGAAUUAUUUA